UUGAGGAAAAUGGCGGUGGUUGCAGUUGGGCCCUUUGGGCGGCCGGCACUCGCGUUUGCGCUGUUGAUCUUAUGGUUGGUGCCACUUCUACAGGCCGAGAGGAAUUUGGUCAAGGUCAUUACUGACCACAACUGGAAGGAGAUUCUCGAGGGCGAAUGGAUGGUGGAGUUUUAUGCCCCCUGGUGUCCUGCCUGUCAACAACUUCAGUCAGAGUGGAAUGAGUUUGCAGCGUGGAGUGAUGAUCUGGGUGUGAACGUUGCCAAAGUGGAUGUAACUGAGCAGCCAGGUCUGAGUGGUCGCUUCAUUAUUACAGCUCUUCCCACAAUAUACCAUUGUAAGGAUGGAGAAUUUAGAAAGUAUCAAGGGCCUAGAAUGAAGAAUGAUUUCAUUGACUUCAUAGAUGGAAAGAAGUGGGAAGCCAUAGAACCAAUGUACUCUUGGUUACAGCCUUCCUCCUUUUUGAUGAGUGGCAUGUCGGCACUAUUUCAGCUCUCCAUGUGGAUUCGUCACUGUCAUAAUUAUUUCACAGAAGAUAUUGGCAUACCUGUUUGGGGAUCAUAUACCAUUUUUGCUUUGGUGACUCUGUUUUCUGGCCUUGUGCUUGGAUUGAUUCUGGUCUUUGUGGCAGACUGUGUAUUACCAUCCCGGAAAUAUAGACAUCAACCUCAUAGUUCUCAAAGAACCAAGCCAAAGGAUGGACAGUUCCAGGAUGAAGAUGAGGAAGAUCUGUGUUCUGAAGCAAAGAAGGGCAGUUGUAAAAGAAUUGAGACAGCUAUGGUGAAAGGAGAUGGGGAUCAUUUACAGGAUACUGUGAGAAAACGUACAUUGGAAUACAGUAGCAGAACUGAUGAUUCCUGAUUCUGGGGCAAAUUGAAGUAAAAGGUUUCUUGUUCCUGCUCAUCCUGUCUUUGCCUGCAUCAAAAUUUUGAUCUCGCGAACUUGCUUAAGCAUAGCAUGUUUGGGUGUCAUUUCAACCAAAGCGUCUGUUUACAAGGAUUUAAGCAUCUAAAAGUAAUAACAAAACUAGCUGAUCUAAUCACGAUAAACAAGAGAUUCUGCAGAUUCUGGAAAUUUUGAGCAACACACAGAAUGCUGGAGGAACUCGGCAAGUCAGGCAACACCUAUGGUGGGGAAUAAACAGUUGACGUUUUGGGCCAAGACCUUCACCAGUCCUGUUGAUUAGUGUUACCUCGACUGUAUUCUGAGUCAGUUCUGAUUAAUAGUCACAAGUUGGGAGACGGAAGCUUAUGUACUAAAUACUUUAUUGAGAGUGUAGCAGGAGAACUGCUUUAAACCAUUGUGUCAUUUAAUCAGAAGGAAAUGAAUGUUUGAAGACCAAAUGCUUCAGGUGCUAAUGCUUCAUGUUAAAAAAAGUACCUCAACUACAUCUAGCUUCUCAUUUGGCUAUUUAUUAGUUUUAAAACUGUUGCAAUUUUUGGCUGAUGUGCAUUUUCCCUUAAUGGUGAGGAUUUAUUUUGUAAUGAGGGAAAUGAAUUUAUAAUGUUCAUUUGUGUAUAAAAAUGUUUUCAAUGUUAACAUUAUUCUUGAAAUAUCUGAAUUUGCUUUCAAGUGUUAUAUUUGAAUUGGGUUUUGUGAGGCAUUCAACGGUACCAUUAAAAACUUGGCAUGUUGGUGUGAGUUAUUACUUUGUAGACCAGGUUUUUGAUGCAUAAAAAACACUCCCAGUUGUUUGAACUAUGCAUAUUUGCAUGAAUGUGUGUAAUUUCGCACUGACAUUAUAUGGUUGUAUAUUGCCUUAUCCAUUUACAUUUAACUGCCAAAAAUAGGUACAAGACUUUUUUUUGGAUAUGUUGGAAUAACAGAUUCUAAUGUCUAUUAAGUUUGAAAAUUAUCCAGACUUACUGGGCUUCAAGUGAACUGCUGUUUUAAAAAGGGAAUUUGAAGUAAAAAUCUGUAAAUAGUUUCAGUUCCUUCCUGUAAAAUUGUACAUUUUCUUUUGAAGAUGCUUAACAGUAAAGAUAAUGUUAGAUUGACUUUUACCAACUGUAUUAUGCUGAGAUAAGCUGUUCUUUUUGUCAAUAAUUUAUAUAAAGCCACUUUCAAUAAUUUGCUUUGUUCUGCUUAUUUCAAAUCUUCGGGGAAAAAUAUAAACAUUAAAUUGAUCUUGUAUUUAAUUGAUGUGGGCAAGUUAUAGUACGUCUUUGGCCUGGAUAAUCUAUGGGCACAAAAUUUGUAAUCCAAUUUAAAUGAUAAGCUAUGAUGUACUUAAGACCUUUUGAUGAGGUAUAAAUAUGAUGGAGCCAUGCAGUUAUGGAGUUCAGAGAUGCUCUUUAUUUUGUCUAGCAAGCAGCAUUCCUUUUUAAAGAAAGAUGCAAAAUGCAUUAUCAGAGGAUCAGGACAUUUUCAAAAUCUGAUUACAUAUAUGGUAGACUAAGAAUAAACUAAGUACCUGAAUUGCAUUUAGCUUAUUGGAUGCUUAUUAGUUUUCAAAAUGUUGCAAUUUUUGAUGGAUGGUACUGACAAUUGACCUGCUUACCCAACACAACAUGUCAGUGAGUUGGUGAUUCAAAGUGCUGAUAUUGCAUGAGCUACUGCAAUAGCUGCCAUAUUGAACUCUGCAGCCUUUUUUUUAUUCCAAUAACAUGAGGUAAUUAAUGAAAGUAACAAUUUACAUAAUUUUACUAUGGGAAAUGAGUUCUACCUUUAGAAUGGAUUCAAUAUUUAAUUUGGAGACGGGACGGGAUGCUGGAAUCUGUAGUAACAAACUCAGUGGGUUGCACAUUAUCCUGUGGGAGUAAAGGAAUUGUUAAUGUCUGGUCACAACCUUGCAUCAGGUCUUUGCUCCAACAGAUGCUGCUUGACCUGCUGAGCUCUUCCAGUGGCUUGUGUGUUGCUCAGUAUUUAACUUCCUGAGUUGUGUCUGUGAAUGCUUUUUUACUGCAAACUAGUGAGUGUUCAUCGAGAGGGACUAAUGCAUUCAGUGUAGAACUUUAGUCAGAAUUGGAAGACAGUACAGCUAGGCAGUUACUUGAAAUGGAGGACAGAACAUUAGACAAAUGAACAAUGUCUACAUUGGUCGGGGCAUGAAGGGAUUUGGUGAGAAAGCAGGAAAUUGUGGCUGAGAGGAAAAUUGGAGCAGCGGUGAUGAGAUGGUGGAGCAGACUGGAAUGGCCUAAUUCUUCUCCCAUAUCUUAUGGUCUUGUUAUUUCAGAAUAGUAGUAGAAUGAAGGUGCUAAGUGGAAAAACAAGUUUUAAAUUGCUUGUGGGCUGUUAAACUGAGGCAACUGGAAGCAGAGUGAGACAAAGAUAUUUUACAUGUACAUGAAAACCUAGAGGGGACUGGUUAAGAAUAAUGCAGAAAUAAACUGUCAGUGCAUUAUUCUGGGAGACUGAAAAAUAAUAAUGCCAACUGCAUAUCAAAUUGGAAUUUAAGGACUCUUCAAUAUUAAAGCUGGAGGUCUGCAAAAUCCCAAGUGGUCAGAUGGAAUGUUGUUUUUCUAGUUCUGGUGGGUCUUGAUUUCAACAUGCCGUAGACCGAAACGACACUUCAAACUGGAAUAAGCUUUUUUUUAUAUGCUUUAAUCGAAGUACUUGAAAAAGCAGCCAUUUAUGUUGUUUACUUUCCCAAACUUGCAGGACACAGGGCCAGAGCUCAGGUAGACCUUGGUCAGACCCCACUUGGAGUACUGUUCAGUUCUGGAUGUGGAUACUGUAGACAGUAUAUUUAAUAUAUCAAAUAUUGCUGUGAUGAUUAUACAUUCUAGUAUCAAUUGUUUGGCGACAAUGAAGUAUAAAGUGCAGAGGAUAUUUACAAGGAUGUUGCCUGGAUUGAAGGGUGUAUCUUAAUGAGAAUAGGUUGAGUGAACUUGGCCUUUUCUCCUUGGAGCGAACAGAGGAUGAGAGGGUAAUCUGAUAGAGGUGUAUAAGAUUAUAAGGGGCAUUGAUCAUGUGGAUACCCAGAGGCUUUUUCACAGGGCUGAAAUGGCUAACACGAGGGGCAUAGUUUUAAGAUGCUUGGAAAUAGGUACCGAGGGGAUGUCAGGGGUAAGUUUUCUUUUCCCACACAGAGGAGUGGUGCAUGGAAUGCACUGCCGGCGGUGGUGGUGGAAGCAGAAACAAUAAGGCCUUUUAAGAGCCUCUUAAGUAGGUACCCGGAGCUUAGAAAACUAGAGGGUUAUGUGCUAGGAAAUUCUAGGCAGUUUCUAGAGUAGGUUACAUGGUUGACACAACGCUGGGCCAAAGGACCUUUAAUGUACUGUAGAUUUCUAUGUUCUAUACGUGGUGCAGGUAAAUUGUCUCACUAAGUACUGAUCUUUUUUUUGCUAAAAAGUAAGUUUGCGCUUGUUCCAUUGUAUUAAUUUUUUUAAAAAACAAUAUGUGAGAGCAAUGUGCAGAUCUCUCUCUAGAUGGCACUGGAGUGUAGCAGUGAUAAACAUUCUUGAUGUAAAGUCAGUAAGAAUUUCUCAUUACAAAGAUAAGAAUUUGACACUCUAAAUAUUGUAUCUUCAGUUACGAAAUUGC
Mobula hypostoma (lesser devil ray) is the source of this 4482-nucleotide messenger RNA. RefSeq names its product thioredoxin-related transmembrane protein 1 (gene tmx1). The transcript is spliced from 9 exons. The coding region runs from base 10 to 858 and encodes 282 amino acids. The record is from RefSeq and is a predicted model, not a curated record. Gene Ontology annotation, molecular function: disulfide oxidoreductase activity. Lineage: Eukaryota; Metazoa; Chordata; Chondrichthyes; Myliobatiformes; Myliobatidae. Gene Ontology annotation, cellular component: endomembrane system.